This is a messenger RNA of Peromyscus californicus insignis, 960 nucleotides long. RefSeq names its product vomeronasal type-1 receptor 4-like. The transcript has 2 exons. Gene Ontology annotation, biological process: G protein-coupled receptor signaling pathway. Gene Ontology annotation, cellular component: membrane. Gene Ontology annotation, molecular function: pheromone receptor activity. The coding region runs from base 1 to 960 and encodes 319 amino acids. The record is from RefSeq and is a predicted model, not a curated record. NCBI's taxonomy places the organism in Eukaryota, Metazoa, Chordata, Mammalia, Rodentia, Cricetidae.
AUGGCCCUGGGUCCAAAGCCUAGGAACUGGGAUGUUCAGGAAGAAAUUUUAAAUGACAGAAUAGACCACAAGGAUUUGACAAUAGGAAUAGUGUUCUUACUUCAGAGUACAGUUGGAAUUGUUGGAAAUUUCUCUCUUCUUUCCUGCUACCUCAUCCAUUACUACACUGAACAGACAUUAAAGAACACAGAUUUGAUUCUUACACACAUGUUCACAGCCAACUCCUUGAUCAUUUUUUCUAAAGGAUUACUCCACACAAUGAGAGCUUUUGGGGUGGAAAAGUUCAUCAAUGAUUUUGGCUGUGAAUUUCUUUUGUAUAUUCAAAGAGUAGGCAGAAACAUGUCCAUAGGAAUGACUUGCUUCUUGAGUGUUUUCCAGGCCAUCACUAUCAGCCCUGUGAACUCUUUUUGGUUGUGUCUUAAAGUCAAAGCUCCAAAGCACAUUGGUCUCUUCACUUCCCUCUGCUGGAUUCACUGUAUGUCAAUAAAUAUGGUUUUCCCUGUGUAUAGGUAUAUCAAGGGGAACAUCAAUAAUCUGGCACAUAAGAGUGGCAUGAAAUACUGCUCCACAUUAAGUCAUGAUGAUCACACAAGCUCAUUAUACACAGCAUGUUUUGUUGUUCCUGAAAUUUUGUUUUCUGUCAUCAUUGUUUGGUCCAGCAUCUCCAUGAUUAUCGUUCUGUAUAGGCACAAACAACGGGUUCAGUAUAUCCACAGCACCAGUGUUUCCUCCAGUACAUCCACUGAGUCCAAAGCCACCCACCACAUAAUGGCUCUGGUGUUGACAUUUAUAGGCUUUUAUGCCCUCUCUUUCAUCUUACAAGGUUGCAUUGCUCUCGUAUAUAACCCUAGUUGGUGGCUGAUGAACAUUACUGCAAUCAUUUCUAUGUGUUUUCCUACUUUGGGGCCCUUUGUUAUGAGCCAUGAUUCACAGUGCCAAUGUUGUGCUUUUCAGGAGUAA